GUCUAAUUUAGUUGAACGAAAGGAACGAUCGGAUUCGAAACAAGAUCUGUCGUCUCUUUUGUGGAUUACUUUUUCCCGUCAAAAUGACGAAGGGUACGUCGAGUUUUGGUAAACGGCGUAAUAAGACGCAUACGUUAUGCAGAAGAUGCGGACGCAGUUCAUAUCACCUGCAGAAGUCAAAAUGUGCACAAUGUGGCUAUCCAGCCAAGAAAAUGCGAUCAUAUAAUUGGUCAAUAAAGUCGAAGAGACGAAAGACCACUGGUACUGGUCGUAUGAGGCACCUGAAAAUUGUCCGCCGUAAAUUCAAGAAUGGGUUUAGGGAAGGUCUGCCAAAACCCAAGGCUGUUGCGGCUAAAUAAUUAAAUCGUGUAAUUUUGAUUACAAAAUAAAAAAACUCAAAAAUUCUAUUGCAA
Messenger RNA from Pseudomyrmex gracilis, 413 nucleotides. RefSeq names its product 60S ribosomal protein L37 (gene RpL37a). Gene Ontology annotation, cellular component: ribosome; cytosolic large ribosomal subunit. Bases 84 to 359 code for a protein of 91 amino acids. The transcript is spliced from 4 exons. Gene Ontology annotation, molecular function: RNA binding; structural constituent of ribosome. Lineage: Eukaryota; Metazoa; Arthropoda; Insecta; Hymenoptera; Formicidae. The record is from RefSeq and is a predicted model, not a curated record. Gene Ontology annotation, biological process: translation.